GUACGUAAUGACGCAACGGGAGCACGUCGUGCCAGGCGUGCUGCGUCAUAUCUUCCAACACAUCCACCGCUCGGUGGCCGGCUUCCAGCCAGGCAGCCAGCCGCCUCAGGCCCCGCUCCUCCCUGAACCGUUAUCCGCUAAUCACCAUCACCUCCCCCGGUGGAAGCAGACGCGGCUCCGCCUCGGCCAUGACUGGAAGGAGCCGCUGACACCUUCCCAUCCUCCGCCGGAGAACCGGGACUUUUCGUUUUUAGCUCGGUGUAAAUGAGGCGGAGCCUGAGGCGCGGCGGCGGUGGUGAUGGUGUUGGACUCAGGUGAAGUCUUCAUGGAUCAGGUCGAGGCUGAAAGGGUCAGGGACCGGUCCGACGUCCCUCCAGAUCCGCCCAGAACCGCCAAAGCCAGACGGAGCAAUGCGGCCAAGAAGGAGGCGGGGCCGUCCCAGAACGGGGUCGCGACCCCGAGGACCAGGGUGCCGCUCCGCCGGCCUCUCAGCAUGGAGGUGACUCCGCCGCCGCGUCCCGGGGUGCUGCAGCCGCCGUGGCGCGGCGGUGCGGCCGCCCCGUCGCCCCGGGCGCGCAGCCUCACCAGCCCCAGCCUGUCGGCGGGCGGCUGGAUGCGCCGCAGCGAGAGCUCCUGCUCCGUCAACUACGCCGCGGGGCCGCGGGCCGGCGGACGCUUGCGUCCCGCCACCUCCCUGCCUCACAUCGCCAAAGGGGCGGUGGGCUCGGCGGCCCCCCCGCCGGCCCGACCCUGCCUGCUGGUCGCCCUGCGACCUUUGAACCUGGAGCAGGAGAAGCAGACGUUCUUCCAGUCUGACUAUGAGUACGAGCCGCAGUUCGAGUACGCGCAGCCCGAACCGCGGAGCGUCCUCGACAAGUACCGGGAGGGGUCGGGCCUCUUCCUGGAGCAGGCCGUGGGGAUCAUGGAGUGCGUCCUGAGGAAGUUCGGCUCCUACGAGAACUUCGAGGAGGCGACGGGCGGCGGCGUCCUGCCGAAGAGUCAGGUCUGGGCGGCGGUCCGCAAAUACCUGCAGAAGGAGGGCUGCGUGGGGGAGGUGGUGGUGCGUCUCUCUGAUGAGCUGCUGUCGCAGGCCGUCAUGGUGGUGGAGAGCUGCCGUCCCACUCUGACCAUCAACCUGGCCGGCGCUCGCCAGCACUGGCUGGAGGGGAUGCUGCGGCACGAGAUCGGAACCCACUAUCUGCGCGGCGCCAACAACGCGCUGCAGCCCUGGGCGUCCGCCGAGGCGCGGCGGCAGCUGGGCCUGAAGCCGGCCAACCCGACGGAGGAGGGCCUGGCCAGCCUGCACAGCGUUCUGCUGAGGAAGCAGCCGCACCUGUGGCGCGCGGCGCUGCUCUACUACACCGUGUUCCACGCCGCCAGCAUGAGCUUCAGCCGCCUCUUCGCCCACAUCGCCCGCUUCGUCCACGACCCGGACGUCCGCUGGGAGUACUGCCUGCGGGCCAAGAGGGGCCAGACCGACACCGCGCAGCCCGGUUGCUUCAGCAAAGAUCAGGUUUACCUGGACGGGAUCCUGCGGAUUCUUCGCCAUCGAAGGAACAUCGACUUUAAGAUGCUGACGUCUCUAGGAAAGGUGUCUUUCGAGGACGUGGAGCGUCUGCGUCCUCUGGCGGCACUGAACCGGACCAGAAUCCCUCACUUCAUGCGUGACCAGGAGCGUUACCUGCAGCACCUGGACCACAUCGUGGCCGUCAACGAGCUGGACGACGCAACGCUGCAGCAGCUGCUGCCCUGAGUCCCACGAAAGGUCGCAUCGUAACGGCGCUCUACGGGGAAAAAACAUCGUAACGGCGCUCUACGGGGAAAAAACGUGGCAUUGUAACAAAACUUUACAGGGAGUCAUAAUGACUCUUUGUAUGGAAAACCUGCCUGGUGAUUUUAUUGAUUCCCACCAAAACUUGACAAGAAAAAACACGUCGCAUCGUAACGUCACUUUACGUGGAAAAACCCGUCCAGCGUUUUUAUAAAACUUGAACGAUCCAAACGGGACGACGCCUCCUUCGUUUUCACUCGGAUGCAUGAUUGUGCUGCGUUUCCCACGCGGAUCGGCGCAUUUUAACCGCGCUCCCUUUAUCAAGUUACCUCACUAUUAUCAUACGUAAUCACCAUUAUAUAUGUAGACUCACAUAAUCAUAGACGGCUUUAUUUAUGCACUUGUUUACGUUUUUGUUGCGUUGCAAAAAGAACAAACUGAAUGUCACUGGUGUUAGCUUUACGUUUUGUUUGUGAAACGACGGUUUUAUGCCUUAGAUUGUUUGCGUUUUUAAAAAGAACACCAAGGACACAACAUUUAAAAACCGGAGGGGUUCGCAGUGACUGAGGCCAUGAAUCUUUAAAAUACCAAGUGCCACUGGACUCAGCCGAGCGUUUCGCCCCCAGGGUUUUAAUUAUCAGUGUUAUAAUGAAGCUAAUCAGCGGCGUUGUCUUAACUGUGUCCUUGGUGGGCUUUCUUAGUUCGCUACUGUGAGUUCUCCAGCUGCAACAACCAAACUUUACUUUGUUUGGUUCAAUAUUUGGGGUCUUUGGUGGACGUCUUCCAAAGAUAACAGGUUUUUGGUGACCACUGCCCCUGAAAAUCAUGAUUUUUAAAUCAAAAAUAUAAUUAAUUCAAACUUUAAUCUAUGUUUUUGAAGGGAAAUAACGAUGUCAAGCAAAUAAUGAGCUUAAUGAUAUCUAGGAAUACUAAUCGAUCGCAGAGAUAGAGAUUUAUGGAUAACAAAAUGGAAACCUAAUAAGAAAGCAGAAGAUGAGAAUUAUUUAUGGAAGUCAAUAAUAAUGGCAUAAUGGAGAUCUAACAAAUUGGCACCCUACAGAGAAAUUUAAAUAUGACAAAAAAAAAUUUUUUUUUAAUAACAUUUUAUUAGAUUCCUGGUAAAUGUAACAAUUUCUGGUCAAAUUUACACCAACUCUCCAAAUUAUCCCAAAAAUAAUACAAAGAAGGUCAUUAAUAAGUUGUGGAGAAGUUGGAUAAAACAUAGCAGCAGUGAAGGGAAGCAGCCAAAAGUCGCACUUUUCUGCACAUAAUCAUGGUUUAACUGUGAGUCACGCCUCUUUGUAGCUUCUUCAAGCUAAUGCUAACCAUCUGGUGGACGGAUAGGAAGGUAAAGUAUUGACACGCAAAGUUUGGAGGGGAACAUUUGGAAAGAGAAUUUAUUUAUCAGAACUGUGGUUGUCAGAUCUUUUGUAUUUUUAUAUUUUGAAUUUUUUAGCUGAGAAACUUUAUGCUCACAAACAACACCUGCAGUGAAACCAUAAACCUCCCAAAUGUUGAACCAGUCCUGAUUUUUUAAAUAGAUGAAAUGCCAAAGUGGCAUCUAUUGUUAUCGGUUGUUUAGUGAAGCAGCUGAACCCAGCUGUCCUGGUUCUGAACCAGAUGUCUCGGUUCUGAUCCAGCUGUUGUGGUUCUGAUCCAGGUGUUUUGGUUCUGAUCCAGAUGUUUUGGUUCUGAGGAGGCCGGGUCUCGCGGUGCCUUUGAUGGGUGUAGCGCUCAUCUGCUGUAGCUAAUUACUGUGUUCGUUGGCUGCUUUUUACUUUGACACUACAGAUGUCGGUCAGGGCAUUCGGUUCGGGUCGGAGCAGAACCGGGUCACAUGUUUUUAUCUGGAUGCUUUUUAAAUGCGUGGGUUUGAUUUUUUCGGAAGCGGUUGGACUUUUCUCUGCUGUGUUUACAGCUCACGUCGCCUCAGCAGGAACGUUUCGAAUCCGAGCGGGCCGUCCCGUUCAGAACUUUGGCCCGGAUUCUCCCAAAACGAAUGCACCAACUUGUAACGCACGAAUGUUGCACAAGUGUUUUCUGUUCUGGAAAUACAUGUUGAAGUUCCAGUGUUAUUUAUUAAACACGCACUUAUUGAACUCUG
This is a messenger RNA of Xiphophorus hellerii (green swordtail), 3875 nucleotides long. Its product is annotated as kiaa0895l. The record is from RefSeq and is a predicted model, not a curated record. Lineage: Eukaryota; Metazoa; Chordata; Actinopteri; Cyprinodontiformes; Poeciliidae. Bases 299 to 1753 code for a protein of 484 amino acids. The transcript is spliced from 8 exons.